AAGAAGCAUGUUGUACUGCUGUUUCUGUACUGGAAUCAGCCAACAUUCCAUUCCCAUACUGAAAUAAGUAUAUAUAUACUGCUGUUUAUGUACUGGAAUCAGCCAACAUUCCAUUACCAUACUGAAAUAAGUAUAUAUAUACUGCUAUCCAAACAAAAGCAGCUUACAUUGCUGUUUCCAUACUGGGAUUGUCACUGUACGGGACAGCCUACUAAUCUACUGGGAUUUUCACUGUAUGGGACAGCCUCCUAUCAUACUGGGAUUGUCACUGUACAAGACAGCCUACUAUCAUACUGGGAUUGUCACUGUACAAGACAGCCUACUAUCAUACUGGGAUUGUCACUGUACGAGACAGCCUACUAUCAUACUGGGAUUGUCACUGUACGGGACAGCCUACUAUCAUACUGGGAUUGUCACUGUACGGGACAGCCUACUAUCAUACUGGGAUUGUCACUGUACGGGACAGCCUACUAUCAUACUGGGAUUGUCACUGUACGGGACAGCCUACUAUCAUACUGGGAUUGUCACUGUACGGGACAGCCUACUAUCAUACUGGGAUUGUCACUGUACGGGACAGCCUACUAUCAUACUGGGAUUGUCACUGUACGGGACAGCCUACUAUCAUACUGGGAUUGUCACUGUACGGGACAGCCUACUAUCAUACUGGGAUUGUCACUGUACGGGACAGCCUACUAUCAUACUGGGAUUGUCACUGUACGGGACAGCCUACUAUCAUACUGGGAUUGUCACUGUACGGGACAGCCUACUAUCAUACUGGGAUUGUCACUGUACGGGACAGCCUACUAUCAUACUGGGAUUGUCACUGUACGGGACAGCCUACUAUCAUACUGGGAUUGUCACUGUACGGGACAGCCUACUAUCAUACUGGGAUUGUCACUGUACGGGACAGCCUACUAUCAUACUGGGAUUGUCACUGUACGAGACAGCCUACUAUCAUACUGGGAUUGUCACUGUACGAGACAGCCUACUAUCAUACUGGGAUUGUCACUGUACGAGACAGCCUACUAUCAUACUGGGAUUGUCACUGUACGAGACAGCCUACUAUCGUCCCUGAUGUACACGUGUGUCUAACUGCCUUACCAUUAUCAACACAAUGGUGUUCACACUGUAGCUAUACUGUUAACACACUGUAGUUAUACUGUUAACACACUGUAGUUAUACUGUUAACACACUGUAGUUAUACUGUUAACACACUGUAGUUAUACUGUUAACAUACUGCAAUUAUAACGUAAAUGUAUGUGAUUGUUAUGUAAUACAAAGUUGUGUAUAACUGAUAUUGAAAUAUAAACAUGCACUGGUACUAUACUGCAGUGAGUUUAUAUUCAACUGCAAUUAUACUCGUCCUACAAAUACUGCUAAUAUACUGACAACAGUGUGUGUUCAAUCAUCGUACCCAUUUUAUAAAUACACGUAUAUCACUGUUUACCCUGAAACUUGUGUAGUAGGAAUGGGUUCCCUCGUCACGUCCCUGUAAUUUCUAUAAAGAUAACUGUCUAUUGUUUAUAUUUUUAUCCUAUGUGUAUUUUAACCUUUACAUAACCAACAUUCCACUAACGACUGAUCUAUGUUUUACCUGUAUAAAUCCACCUGUUAAACUCCACUCUCGUUGUGUCCACAUUCCUAGCGACAUGCUGUUCAUAGCUUAACAUUUUACUGGAGCAACAUUCUAUUUUGUGUUACACAAAAACUUCAACAAGGAAGUAAGUAAAUCUACAAUUAUCCACUCUAGCUUUAUAUAUAUAAUACAAUUGUAUGUUUAACUAUGUGUAGGUUACAUCAUAUUUCUAUGUUACUAUGUGUUGGUUACAAUGUUUUUCUAUGUAACUAUGUGUAGGUUACAUCGUAUUUCUAUGUUACUAUGUGUUGGUAACAAUGUAUUUCUAUGUAACUAUGUGUUGGUAACAAUGUAUUUCUAUGUAACUAUGUGUAGGUUACAUUGUGUUUCUAUGUUACUAUGUGUAGGUUACAUUGUGUUUCUAUGUAACUAUGUGUAUAUUACAUUGUAUUUCUAUGUAACUAUGUGUAGAUUACAAUGUAUUUCUAUGUAACAAUGUGUAGGUUUCUGUAAAAUGUAUUUGUAACUAAUUAGGUAGGUUACAGUGUAUUCACUACCUCUGACAUCAAUGGUGCACUUGAUUGAUGACACAUGAGUGACAUUUUUAUUGAAUCACAGGUCUGAUAUUUUUACUAUUAAUGAGAAUCAUGCUAUCUGUGAAGCAUUACCUUAUACAAACAGUAUCAUUGUAUUGACCACAAUUAGAAACUUUUUACCAAUUUGAUUUCAAUUAAAUAACUAUAUGACAAGGUUGACAACUAGAUAACGAGGUUAAUACUGGAAGUAAAACUACAUUACCAAGUUAAUACUGGAUUUCGAGGUUAAAGAGUACAAAUAGAUAACCAGAUAAGUACCAGAAGUACAACUACAUAAUAUGGUUAAUACCAGAAGUACAACUACAUAAUAUGGUUAAUACCAGAAGUACAACUAGAUAAACAAGUUAAUAUUGGAUUUCGAGGUUGAAGCAGAAAAUACAACUGGAUAACAAGGUUAAUAUAGGAAGUACACCUGUAUAUUUGGGAUCUGUUAUCAAGUUCUAAAAGUAUUUGGUAAUGACAUACUACAUACCAUUCCUGAACUAUUUAUUUAUUAUAUGUGGUGAGAAAGUAAUUUGAAGAAAGAUCUCUAAUGUUAUUACAAAGGUUGGUUGGAAUUUUAUUAGAUUUUGUAAAUAAUGUGACCAUUCUUUUCUCUCUACAAUAUCGCAGUUAGAGCACGGGUACAUUCCUUUUUAUUCUCUCAAUCAAUAAAAUAAUAUCUAAGUAGAAUGAAGAGUCAAUACAGCACUUGGAA
Molecule: messenger RNA, 2869 nt
Organism: Mizuhopecten yessoensis (Yesso scallop)
Lineage: Eukaryota; Metazoa; Mollusca; Bivalvia; Pectinida; Pectinidae
Exons: 2
Coding region: 88-1092 (334 amino acids)
Source: RefSeq, a predicted model, not a curated record